Molecule: messenger RNA, 654 nt
Organism: Cercopithifilaria johnstoni
Lineage: Eukaryota; Metazoa; Nematoda; Chromadorea; Rhabditida; Onchocercidae
Source: the annotation of a GenBank genome assembly
AUGGAAGCAAAUGAAGAGAACAGAACAGAGAGAGAGAUUCCUGAUACGGUAAAAACGAAAACGGACGUUUCUACAUCAGAAUCAGAUUAUAAAACUGUUGAAAGUAUCGUUAUUGAUCCAAUAAAAUCAUUUAAAAAAUCAUCAAUUGUAACAAAAGAAUUCGAUACAUCGAUUAAAGGUAAUAAAGCAAAAGUGAAAAAAUGGCUUAGUUCGGUAAUAAUACGCCUUACUAAAGAAUGGCAGCCAAAAUUAUGCCAGUCGUUAUUUACUGAGCAAGAAUUAAUUGAAUUAUGUUAUCGAGCCAGGGAAGUAUUUUGGAUGCAACCUACGCUUGUAGAACCUAAAUCGCCAAUAACAAUUUGUGGUGAUAUACACGGCCAAUUUAAAGAUUUAUUGGCACUUUUUAUUUUGUAUGGUUUUCCACCUAAUCGACGAUAUCUUUUUCUUGGUGAUUAUGUUGAUCGUGGAUCAUUUUCUAUUGAAGUUGUAACACUUUUAUUUGCUUAUAAGAUACUUUACCCAUGUGAUAUAUAUCUUCUACGCGGAAAUCAUGAAUCACGUUAUGUUAAUCUUAGAUAUGGAUUCUACGAUGAAUGUGUACUAAGGUAUCGCAGAAUGUUUAUGCUAUAUUUUUUUAAAUUACUUUCAUGCUGA